Messenger RNA from Austrofundulus limnaeus, 3728 nucleotides. RefSeq names its product N-alpha-acetyltransferase 25, NatB auxiliary subunit (gene naa25). Gene Ontology annotation, molecular function: protein binding. Bases 46 to 2952 code for a protein of 968 amino acids. NCBI's taxonomy places the organism in Eukaryota, Metazoa, Chordata, Actinopteri, Cyprinodontiformes, Rivulidae. The record is from RefSeq and is a predicted model, not a curated record. Gene Ontology annotation, cellular component: cytoplasm; NatB complex. The transcript has 24 exons. Gene Ontology annotation, biological process: N-terminal peptidyl-methionine acetylation.
AAGAAGAAGAAGUACGCAUGCGCGAGUUUUUAUCCGAACUACACUAUGGCGGCGAGAGGCCAUGUGCAAGAUCCAAACGACAGGAGGCUCAGACCUAUAUAUGACUAUCUUGAUAAUGGGAACAAUAAAAUGGCAAUACAACAGGCAGAUAAACUGCUGAAGAAACAUAAGGACCUACAUUGUGCCAAGGUCUUAAAAGCUAUUGGCCUUCAAAGGACGGGAAAGCAGGACGAAGCUUUUAUUUUGGCGCAGGAGGUGGCCACUCUAGAACCCACUGAUGACAACUCACUUCAAGCUUUGACAAUACUGUAUAGAGAGAUGCAUCGUCCGGAGUUGGUCACUAAGCUGUAUGAGGCUGCAGUACGGAAAGUUCCUCUCAGUGAGGAGUAUCACUCUCACCUAUUUAUGGCUUAUGCUCGCGUGGGAGAGUACAAAAAGAUGCAACAGGCAGGAAUGGCCUUGUAUAAAAUCGUUCCAAAAAAUCCCUAUUACUUCUGGUCUGUCAUGAGUCUUGUGAUGCAGGCAAUAUCAGCCAAAGAUGAAAAACUGGCUCAAACCAUGUUUCUUCCCUUGGCUGAACGCAUGGUAGAAAAGAUGGUGAAGGAGGAGAAGAUUGAAGCGGAAGCUGAGGUACAGCUGUAUUUUAUGAUCCUGGAGCAACUGGGAAAGUAUGUAGAAGCUCUGGAAGUGAUCCGAGGUCCGCUAGGAGAAAAGCUGACCAGUGAGCUGCAGAGCAGAGAAAGUAAGUGUAUGAUGCUGUACAAACGACUUGAACGUUGGCCGGAGUGUAACGCCUUAGCUCACAAGCUACUUCUCAAAAAUCCUGAUGAUUGGCAGUUUUAUUCAUAUUACUUCGACUCUGCCUUCCACCUAAUGGAUCAGUCAUGGAGCCCACCUAAAGAAGGCGAACACUGCUUGGAGGGUUUGGUACAUUACUCUGUGGCAGAGGUGGUGAGGUUUGUGGAAGAGAGAAUCAAGGUGGAAGACAGCAAAGAGUCUCGCUCUCUCAGAGGGCCCUAUUUAGCCCGACUGGAACUAAUUCACAGACUGAAAAAACGAGGCUAUCCUGAAGAAAACCUGCCGGGUAAUCCUUCAGACCUGAUGGUGCAGUUUUUCACAAAGUUUGGUGACAAACCCUGCUGUAUCACUGACCUGAAAAUAUACCUUCAUCUGCUGUCUCCUGAUCAGCAUGUUCAGUUCAUAAAUCGCCUGAGUGAAGGACUUCCACUGGGGGAGGAGGUACACACCUUCCCACAGGACACAAAAUCCCUGCAGAGACAUUUGUGUGUUUGUCAGCUGAGUCGAGCACUUGGGCUGCAUCACUCUCUUGACAUCAGUGGGAAACUGCGCCUUAUCACAGAGCUCAAAGCUCACUACCAUCAUGGGCUGAAAUUUGGAAACAAUGCACUGAAGACAGAGUUGCAGUUCUCUGAUAUGUAUUGUCUCAUGGCAGCUCAUGUAUACAUUGAYCUAUGGACAGAAACAGGUGAUGAAGGCAUGGUGUGGCACUGUUUAGGGCUCCUGCAAGAAGGUUUGUUUAAUAGUCCUUCCAAUGCCCAGUUCAAGCUGCUACUGCUGCUUCUCUACUGUCACCUGGGAGCCUUUGAGCCCAUUGUGGAUCUUUACUCCAGCCUGGAUGCCAAGCACAUACAGCAUGACACCAUUGGGUUUCUGUUAACGCGCUAUGCUGAGCCUCUGGGUCAGUUUGCUGCAGCCUCCCAGUCUUGUAACUUCUCCCUCAGGUUUUUCCACUCUAACCAGAAAGACACCUCAGAGUACAUCAUCCAGGCAUACAAGUAUGGCGCAUUUGAGAAAAUCCCGGAGUUCAUUUCUCUCAGGAACAGGUUGAAUCAGUCACUGCAUUUUGCCCAGGUCCGCACUGAGAGGAUGCUGCUGGACCUAUUCCUGGAAGCAGAUAUUGUUUUGAGUCUAGAGGAGAGUGUGAAGGCCAUGUCUUUAUCUGCAGAAGAGGAUGACAUUCCUUGGGAUACUUUAAGAGACAACAGAGACCUGACUGUGUUUACAAACUGGGACCCCAAAGAAAGACAGUUAAAUGAUGAACACCUGACUCAGUCUCUAGAGGAGGAGUCUGUGUGGUUGCGGAUACGUUCUCUAACUCUGCGCCUCCUCGCUGCGCUGUCUGCAUUGGGACACACGUCUUCUCAAAACUUUGAGAYGUCUAAUGAGAACGGAGUCGGAGACAAGACCUCCCUUCUCAGCAAUCUGCUCUCUCAGCUCAACCAGACUCUACAGAUGGCGGCRCAAAUUGCAGAAAAAAAGUUUCAUUAUCCAUUCUUGGGCCCCCCCUCCACUCGCCUGGCCUCGGCCCUGUCCAGUGGCAGCUGUCAGUGUCAGGCUGCAGCCCUKCAGCUCUCCGUCUACCUCCAGGAGCUGGAGUCCACCGGAUUGGAUGAGUCGUCAGAGCUUCAGACUCAGAUCUGUAAUAUUUUUAAAUCACUAGUCAUUCAGCUUCAGGAAAUAUUAGAUAAAUGCAAAGGAGAUUUAUUGGAAAUUAAAGGAAGCAAAUUAAAAACCCAUCCCUCCUUAUUAGAAAAUCUAAUCUUCUUUGUUGAGACUGUAAGCAUAGUCUUCUGGAUGGCUAGUUACUGUGCCAAGAUCCUCCGACCACUUAAGUCAAGUUUACAAAAAAAGAAGAAGAAGAAGAAAAAAGAAACAAACGUGACCCUGCCGGCAUUGAUGGUUGGGUUCCAGGAGUUGACGGGGUGCUUGCAGAACUUGCUCACCCAGUCACUGGAGCAUAUAAAGUGUCAAGAGGUUGGCAUUGUGGCCAUAAAACUCGCCAGUUUAACCUUGGAAGGACACUCACAGGAGGAGGAAGCAUUUACAAAGGCUGCUAUGGACAAGGUGCAGGGCAGUUACCUGCACUCACUUCAGGAGGUGGCAGAUCUGCUUAAAAAAAGAGCAGAAACUGUAAAGAACCUCAAGAUCUGAACAUCAUCACACACUUCAAACUGAUGAGGACUGUGUACCCCAUCGUCAUGUCACCCUUUGCCGGCCUGUGUGUCCUUGGUACUGGACUCUGUCAUGUUCUGUUGUUUCUCACUUGCGCUGUUUGUUUGUUUUUAUUCUCCCCACAUUGACACAAACCUCUGAAGCAUCUGCAGCUAUUAGACCACAUAAGCCUGUAGGUAAACUCCUAAAUUUAUACAGCUGUAAUUCAGGCAUAUUGAUACCUUAAAUAAUUAUUUUUAGAUUAUUUAGGAAGAGUAAAUCCAGUUUUAUCCCUAAUAAAUUAUUGUACAUAAUGAAGAAAAGACACAAUGUUUGUUGACUUAUGCCUUUAUCUCUGAAGAGAAAUGUUUUUCCAUCUGUUUCUCUGCUUAAAAAGCAAACUGGCAGAAUUCUUCUGAUGAACACCUGGAAAUGCAAACGUAACUCCCAGUCUAAACCCUUAGGACUGACAUUUACUUCUAUCAAAUCGUUUUGUUUGUCUUUUUUUGGUUUUGAGUACUAUGUGUGAUGCUUUGAACCACCUCUGUAGUUGCAGUAUUAGAAAGAGAUCAGCUAAAUAUUCUUUUGUUUUACUUUAUUUUAUUUUAUUUUUUAUUGCCCCUUUACCUCAUCUCUGGUGUUAGUAAACAAACUCAUUGAGGAAUCUGGAGUUUGAUGCUGAAAGGACAAGUAUGACCUGCAAACAAAGAGUUAGAUCUGUGCAUGUUUUUUGAAUCACAAAGUAUUUCAUUAAACAUGAACAGAUUUUAUUUAAA